Cadophora gregata is the source of this 1971-nucleotide messenger RNA. RefSeq lists its product as uncharacterized. The coding region runs from base 11 to 1813 and encodes 600 amino acids. The transcript has 7 exons. NCBI's taxonomy places the organism in Eukaryota, Fungi, Ascomycota, Leotiomycetes, Helotiales, Ploettnerulaceae. The record is from RefSeq and is a predicted model, not a curated record. Gene Ontology annotation, molecular function: ligase activity.
CCCGAGCUGAAUGCAGGUGGAGCAGUCGGCAUAUCCUGGUAAAUGGUCUGAACUUAUUCAUGAGAGCCUUUCAUUCUCAAGCCUGUUUCUAGGCUGGCGAUGCAUCUUCAAGGCUGAGAUCUUCAGACCAAUACGAAUCCCUUCAUUGUAUCAUGCAACAUCAACCACCACAAUGGAUUUGGGCUCAAUACAAGCAAACUUUCCUUCCAUGUCGAGCAAUUUAGAUCUGAAAUCUGCAAAGUUUAGAGAAAAUUCGACCAAAUGGAACGAUAUCAUUGCCAAGUACCACAGCGCUUCGGAGGCCGCGUCCCAAGAAGGCAGAAAUGCAAAAGCCAUCGAGAAACACACUUCAAGACAGAUUCUAGCAAGAGAUAGGGUUGCUCUUCUCCGAGACCCAGACACCCCAUUUUUGGAACUGUGUGCCUUUGCAGGUCAUGAUCUUCCGGACUCUUCCCCAUCUGCCAGUCUGAUAGCAGGCAUUGGAGUUGUGAAUGGUAUAAUUUGUAUGAUCCUAGCACACAUACUAUCUAUCCAAGGAGGGUCUUGGAAUGAAUUUACUGUUUUGAAGCAAAACCGAAUCACUGCUAUUGCAUCCGAAAACCGGCUACCUUUGAUAGCGCUUGUACAAUCUGCCGGUGUUUUCCUUCCCCAACAGUUUCGAGUUUUCCACAAAAGCGGGCAGAUAUUUCGAGACCUCGCUCUACGAACGAAGAAUGGCUUGCCUAGUUGUGCCGUCGUUUUCGGUUCUUCAACCGCAGGCGGCGCAUACCAUCCAGCUCUGUCAGAUUAUACAAUAUUCGUACAAGAUCAAGCACAAGUCUUUCUGGGAGGACCACCAUUGGUGAAAAUGGCCACCGGUGAGGUUGUAGAUGCCGAGACGCUGGGAGGGGCAACGAUGCACUCGACAGUUACUGGGCUCUCAGAUCAACUUGCAGGUGAUGAACUUGAUGCAAUAAGAAAAGCCCGCGAGUGGGUCCUGACCACAUCGAGUGCACAGAAACAGUUGAACAGACCUUUAAUUACAGCUCCAUAUGCAGAGGUUAAAUAUAACCCAGAGGAACUUUUAGGCCUCGUGGAUCCCGAUAUUCGACAACCCAUGGAUAUGAUGGAAAUUAUUCUUCGCAUUGUGGAUGGCGCGCAGAUUUCUCAAUUCAAACCACGGUUUGGGAAGGGUAUGCUCACUAUUUGGGCACGAAUUCAUGGGCAUCUCACUGGUAUCAUCGCAAAUCAAAAUCCUGUCAUCCUCUGUAACGAAGCAGACAAGUCAACCCAAUUCAUUCGCCUCUGCAAUCAAAAUCGAACUCCUAUCGUGUUUCUACAUAAUGUCACCGGCUUCAUGGUGGGUCUCAAGACUGAGACUGCCGGACUUAUCAAGAAAGGCGCACAAUUUGUGAGCGCGGUAAGUACAAGUACAGUUCCAAAUAUCAGCAUCGUGUGCGGCGCUUCAUAUGGGGCUGGAAACUAUGCGAUGUGCGGAAGGUCGUAUGCCCCUCGCUUUCUGUUCUCCUGGCCGAACAGUCGAUGUUCAGUGAUGGGUCCUGAUCAAUUGAGUGGAGUGAUGGAGAACAUUGCUCGUGGAGCAGCAACAAGAUCAAAGAAAGCUGUCGAUGAAGGAGAACUGAAGGCUUCGACAAAGCGACUCAGUGAGCAAGUGUUGAAGGAUUCGGAAGUGUACAAGACCUCAGCGUACCUCCUAGAUGAUGGAGUCAUUGAUCCGAGAGACACUAGGCAUGUGCUAGGCAUGACCCUUGAAGUCGUUACACUGGAUCCUGUUCGUGGCAAUGUUGGUUUUAAAGGUCUGGCUAGAAUGUAAAAGAGCAUUGUGUUGAGGUUGAGAGUGCUGCAUGCGUUGCUGUUCUCGUCAUGCUUAGAAGCUAUAGAAUACGUACUACCGUGGGGAUAGAGCCGAACAAUCACGAUUCUGAAGAAAGAUAAUAGAAUGAGCAGUAAUCUAGAUACAAUCCCUCCAAG